AGGUGAGAGGUGCUAGUUGCUGGAGACUCGUUAACAAAGCAGGCUUGUUAGGGUCCGUGCCGGUCAUCCAACACACUUGGGUUUUUACUUAGAUUCAGUUUUUCGUCAUUUCAGCAUUUUUAAUUUUUUCCCCCCGCCAGCGUUGACCUCAAUUCAGCAAAGGCAACUCUCCAUCUGUUUACAACCAUGUUUGAGACCAGCAGCGAUGACUUGUUCCUGCCACCCUACCACGAAGAAGAGAUGGUGGACAACCUGCUGUCCGGUGAGGGGGAGGGAGAAGGCGGCUUGUCGCUGGCUGAAGCCCUGCUGCCCCUGGCCGAGCUCUCCUCGCCGCCCCUCAUCCCCUGGGUCUUCUCCACCCGCUACAAGACGGAGCUGUGCACCAGCUACGCCGCCACGGGCUUCUGCAAGUACGCCGAGCGCUGUCAGUUCGCGCACGGCCUGCAGGAGCUCCACGUGCCCUCCCGCCACCCCAAGUACAAGACGGAGCUGUGUCGCAGCUACCACACGGUCGGCUACUGCCCCUACGGCCUGCGCUGCCUGUUCGUCCACAGCCCCGCGGAGCAGCGGCCGCGCCACCGCCGCCGGAGGAACGUCCCCUGCCGCACCUUUCUCUCCUUCGGGGUGUGUCCAUUCGGCACCCACUGUAACUUCCUGCACGUGGAGGGUGGAAGUGGCGCCGAGGAGGCCCCCGACGGCAGCGAGAAGGCAGCUCGACCCGCUCCUGGCUCCGAGCUCCAAGCCAAAGAAUGGAAGCCACGCGGAGCUCUGUGCCGGACCUUCAGCUCCUUCGGGUUCUGCCUGUACGGCACGCGCUGCCGCUUCCAGCACGGCCUCCCAAACAAGAUGAAAAACAUCGAUAGCAACCCGGGUCAGGGUGGGGCCCUCUCCCCUCUGUUGUCCCCGGGUUCGGAGGCGCUCUCCCCGGUCUCGCCCUUCUCGUCCACCUCGUCCUCAGGCUCUUCCUCUCCUCCGCCGUCCGCCUUGGCCUCCCCGCUCACCACCCCGCCUGUGGAGGCCACCAUGGCCCACAACGCGUUCACCUUCUCCAGCCAGCACCUGAGCGAGGUGCUGCUGCCGCUGGCCCUCCACCUCCAGCAGCUGGAGAGCCGUAAGGCCAUGGCGGCCAGCGCCCAGGACAUCUGGGACAAUCGGGCGCUGUAGCCGGGAGCAGCCCCUGUUGGCACUGGCCACGACUGAAUUAUGUGCUGUAUAUAGUUUUAUAUUUUUCCCCUAAGACAUAGCACCUUUUUUUCCCCCUUGAAGGUUAGCUGGCCUGUCCAUAUUAACUUGCAGGCAGUCUGACCAUGACUUCACUAUUUGUUCUGGACAAGUUGUCUCAGUGCAGCAAUGAGUCAUUUUAAUUUUUUUUUUUUUUAACUGUUGUACAUAUGUAUUUAAGUGUUAUUCUAAUGUCUCUGUAGACCAGACAGUCUGACCGGGUGACUAAAUUUGUUCUAGACAUGUUGUCGCAAUGCCUAAUUAGAACUUUUUGACUUACCCUAACUAUUGUACAUAUCGGUAUUUAAGAUCUGAGUUAUUCUAAUGUCUGGCAUCAGAAUGAUGAAUAAAACUUAACAUUUUUAAACCUGUA
Messenger RNA from Myripristis murdjan (pinecone soldierfish), 1594 nucleotides. RefSeq names its product cysteine three histidine 1 (gene cth1). Bases 187 to 1164 code for a protein of 325 amino acids. The record is from RefSeq and is a predicted model, not a curated record. NCBI's taxonomy places the organism in Eukaryota, Metazoa, Chordata, Actinopteri, Holocentriformes, Holocentridae. Gene Ontology annotation, molecular function: mRNA binding; metal ion binding. The transcript is spliced from 2 exons.